Seriola dumerili (greater amberjack) is the source of this 2184-nucleotide messenger RNA. It is a transcript of the gene mapk4, whose product is annotated as mitogen-activated protein kinase 4. Gene Ontology annotation, cellular component: nucleus; cytoplasm. Bases 1 to 2184 code for a protein of 727 amino acids. Lineage: Eukaryota; Metazoa; Chordata; Actinopteri; Carangiformes; Carangidae. Gene Ontology annotation, molecular function: ATP binding; MAP kinase activity. The transcript is spliced from 8 exons. The record is from RefSeq and is a predicted model, not a curated record. Gene Ontology annotation, biological process: protein phosphorylation; cell surface receptor signaling pathway; intracellular signal transduction.
AUGGCCAGACAGGACACUCCCCUCUUCCUCCAUGGCUUCGACCUCAGUGGCCACUUUGUUGACCUUCGACCUCUCGGCACAGGUGUCACUGGCCUAGUGCUCUCAGCUGUGGACCAGCGCAAUGGACAGCGUGUGGCAAUUAAAAAGCUGGUGAUGCGUGACAUGGUGACGGUGAAACAUGCCCUGCGGGAGGUGAAAAUCACCCAUCGGCUGCACCAUGAAAACGUGGUCCAGGUUCAUGAGGUUUUGGCGCCAUAUGGACGGCCGCUGCCCCGAGACCCAGCCCAGCUCAGUGCCCUGUACAUUGUGCAGGAGUGCAUGGAAACAGAUAUGGCUCGGCUGCUGGAACAAGGACCUCUACCCACAGGUCACGCUACUCUGCUGUUCUACCAGCUGCUGAGGGGACUAAAGUUCAUCCACUCAGCUAAUGUCCUGCACAGAGACCUAAAGCCUGCCAACAUAUUCAUCAACACAGACCAACUGCUGCUCAAGAUUGGAGACUUUGGGCUGGCCAGGAUAGUCGACCCUCACUAUUCUCAUAAGGGCUAUCUGUCCGAGGGUCUCGUAACUAAGUGGUAUUGUUCCCCCCGUCUGCUCCUGUCCCCCAACAACUACACCAAGGCCAUUGACAUGUGGGCCGCAGGCUGCAUACUGGUUGAGAUGCUCACUGGACGCAUGCUGUUUGCAGGAGCUCAUGAGCUGGAGCAGAUGCAGCUGAUUCUCGACUCAGUGCCGGUGCUGAGAGAGGAGGACAGGCAGGACCUGCUACAGGUGAUGCCUUCAUAUAUCAGUCAUGGAUGGAGAGUCAAGAAACCCUUCUCUGUCUUGCUGCCUGAAGUGGAUUCUCAGGCUGUGGACUUCCUUGAGCGUAUCUUGACCUUUAACCCCAUGGAUCGGCUGACAGCUGAAGCAGCGCUGACCCACCCCUUCCUCCAGCAAUACUCCUGUCCAGCAGAUGAGCCCACCUCCUUGCAUCCCUUCCACAUCGAGGACGAACUGGAGGACAGCCUCAUCACCGAGCAGAGCCUCAGCAACAGCAACAGUCAGGCCUCCAGCAUCCACUGGGACAGGUAUGAGAACAGUUUAUCAACAGAUGUGUGCUGGCAGCAGUCAGGCGGGAUGUGCCGCUGCAUGCCCCAUGGUCGCAUUACGUCUGACCUGGGAGACACGACAGAGGAAGAGGAGGUGCAGAGAGACCCCCGAGCCAGUUCCACUUCACUGUUAGAGGAGGCUCAGGUUGACCCACGCAAAUAUUCCCACAGCAGCUCAGCUGAGCGCUUCCUGGAAAACUCUCACUCGUCUCUGGAACGAGUCUGUGGUUUGGGAUAUGGGGACCUGGAUUGUGGCCGCUCCUGUGACUACAAAGUGGGCUCUCCUUCAUAUCUGGAUAAAAUUGCCUGGAGGGAGGGCAAGCCUCAACACUACUCAGAGCCUAAGCUAAUCCUGGAUCUGUCUCAUUGGAAGCGUAACACUAACAUCCUUCCUGUGCCUGCUGAGCCUAUUGGAAGCAGUGUGGAGGACCUGGGAGAGAUGAAAGUGGAGGAAGCAGAAGAGGAGGAGACAGGGGAUUUAUUCCAGGAGAUCUCUCGCUGGGUGAAGAGCACUCAGUCUCGUCUGCACUCACCCAGUCCCAGUCCCUCUUUAGAGCCACGUUCACCCUCCUGCUACACCUCCUCUCCCCCUCUUCCUCUCUCCCCGACUGACCUCCCAGCCCCAGUCUUCCACUACACAGAAGUUGUGCAGCAACCAUCAGCCGAAUAUGAUGAAUACAGACUCAGCCCACUUCCACCUGUUACAUCUUCCUCUAAUUCCCUUCCCUCACUUCUCCCCUCAUCUCCCACCUCUCCACUUCCUCCUCAUUCACCUCGAGCAGUUUCUCCCCCCACCUUGCCACUUUUUCAUCCCCCAGAAUCUCAGCCCCUUUCCUCUACUUCCUCUAUUUCUCAGCCAGUAAAUGAUGACUCCUUGGAGUCACUUCCUGUCAAGCAAAAAGACCGGCUUUUCGACCUGGAUGUGUUCAUAUCCCGAGCACUGAAACUGUGCAGGCAGAAUAAAGAGAAAGCAGACGGGAAGAGAGGUAAAGAGGGAGGGUGGAGGGAAGAAAGCAAACAGCCAAACAUUAACCGAAAGGUGCCCCGGCUUCCAGAGCACAGGACCCCACCACCACAGACACCUAACUCUUGA